AUGGCCGGUCUUUUUAGCGCAGCCGUUAUGAGCUUACUUCCCUCGCCACGACUUGGUGUCAAGCGGUGGGCCAACGAAAGAACCCGAAUUCGAGAGCUGGUUCACUGGGUCGGAAAUCAAAUCGAAGAGCCCCAGAAACCCCUCGUUGUUUUGAUCCGAGUCGAGGCCCCGCAAUUGCAACCCCUUCACGCAGACACGGGGUACCAUGUCUACAUGGUCUGGGAGAUGGGGCAUAUUCGGCAGGAGGACGGCAUCUGCCGGCGAGUGGAGCGUCGUGUCCAUUUGACGGGCAACGCCGGCAACUACGCUUACUUUGCGGACGACAUUCGCGCUGCUGGGAAUAUAUCCGCAGAACAUCACUUCAUCAUCUUUGGGACCUUCACCCCUGAACAACGGCAACGCAUCCUCUGGCUUGCUGAAAACGUCGACUUCAGUCCCAGAUGGACGGUGAACACGUGCCGGACGUGGAUGUGGCGCCUUCUGACCAGCAUGGUGGCCCACGGGUUGAUCUCUGAUGAGUGA
Molecule: messenger RNA, 522 nt
Organism: Dacryopinax primogenitus
Lineage: Eukaryota; Fungi; Basidiomycota; Dacrymycetes; Dacrymycetales; Dacrymycetaceae
Exons: 1
Coding region: 1-522 (173 amino acids)
Source: RefSeq, a predicted model, not a curated record